Molecule: messenger RNA, 796 nt
Organism: Nicotiana attenuata
Lineage: Eukaryota; Viridiplantae; Streptophyta; Magnoliopsida; Solanales; Solanaceae
Product: E3 ubiquitin-protein ligase RNF144A-like
Exons: 3
Coding region: 1-702 (233 amino acids)
Biological process (GO): positive regulation of proteasomal ubiquitin-dependent protein catabolic process; ubiquitin-dependent protein catabolic process; protein polyubiquitination
Cellular component (GO): cytoplasm; ubiquitin ligase complex
Molecular function (GO): ubiquitin protein ligase activity; zinc ion binding; ubiquitin conjugating enzyme binding
Source: RefSeq, a predicted model, not a curated record
AUGUCAGCAGCCACGGUUUCAGAAUUCAGUAAGUUUAAGAGGGUCAAGACGGAAAUCGGAGAAUCUUACUCUUCUGGAAAACGAUGUAUGAUUUGUAUGGAAAAUAAACCUACAAAUGAAAUGUUCGGAAACAUCUCUUAUUGCUCACAUUUUUUCUGCGUACUCUGUAUCAGCAAAUAUGUUGCUAACAAAAUACAAGAAAACAUUGGCGUUAUCAAGUGUCCUGAUAUUGCUUGUCAAGGCAUAAUUGAACCGCAAUUUUGGCGAGAAAUUGUUCCUAAGGAAGGGUUUGAUAGAUGGGAGAGUGAUUUGUGCGAAUCUCUAAUUUUGGGUUCACAGAAAAUUUAUUGUCCUUACAAAGAUUGUGCAGCUAUGUUGGUAGACGAUGGGAGUGAGAAUAUUGUAACAGAAUGUGAGUGUCCAAAUUGCCGUCGAUUGUUCCGUGCUCAAUGCAAUGUCUCGUGGCAUGUGGGAUACUACCACAAAGAAUUCCAUCGUUUAGGCAGAAACGAGAAGGGGAAGGAAUUAGAUGUGAUGCUGAUGGAGCUUGCUAAGAAUAAGAAAUGGCGGAGAUGUCCCAAGUGCAAAAUCUAUGUCGAAAAGCUCGACGGUUGUUUACGCAUAAAUUGCCGGUGUGGGCAUGAUUUUUGCUAUGGGUGUGGAUUAGACCACAGCUCUCGACAUGUUUGUCCCCGAAUUUAAAAAGACAUGCAUUUGGUCCAAGUGUUUCUACAUGCAUUAUGCUUAUGCUUUCGACGAGUACUGUCGGUCUGUACUUGAUCGUCAAGUAUUGAAC